Clarias gariepinus (North African catfish) is the source of this 685-nucleotide messenger RNA. RefSeq names its product hydroxyacyl-thioester dehydratase type 2, mitochondrial-like. NCBI's taxonomy places the organism in Eukaryota, Metazoa, Chordata, Actinopteri, Siluriformes, Clariidae. The transcript has a single exon. Bases 1 to 513 code for a protein of 170 amino acids. The record is from RefSeq and is a predicted model, not a curated record.
AUGGCCUUCGUCCUCAAAAGAGCCCUGUUUGGGAAAAGUGUGUGCCGUGUUUUGAACACAGCACGAUCCGGUGUAUUGAAGAGCCUCAGUCCACAGUCAAGCGCUCACAGAAUGCUCCAUGUUGGAGCCCGAGCCUCACUGACGAGGGUUUUCAGCGCCAAAGAUGUCGCACUUUUUGCUGAGCUAACAGGAGAUACGAACCCACUCCACCUUGACCCUGAGUUUGCCAAAAAUACUUCUUUUGAAGCUCCUAUUGUUCAUGGCGUGCUGAUUAACGGCCUUAUCUCAGCAGUUUUGGGGACCAAAAUGCCCGGCAGAGGCUGUGUGUUUCUCUACCAGGAAAUUCGUUUCCCGGCACCUUUGUUUGUCGGAGAGGAGGUGGUGGCUGCAGCAGAGGUGAAGAAGAUCAAAAUGUCAUUUGCUUUCAUUUCCGUUUCCUGCUCUGUCAAAGACAAAGUGGUGAUGGAGGGGGAGGUGAUGGUCAUGGUACCAGAGGAUAUGCAGGAGGCCUAGUUAUGAUGAUGAAACUUGGAUAAAUCUCUUAUAUUUUUUUGAAUACGAUUCUUUUUAGUAUUUGGAAAGGUUUUGUUGUUGCGCAUUCAUUUAUUUUAAUAUAGGACAAACUGCAUAAACUGUAAUAGUUUGAAAAACGAGUUCAGAAAUAAAAAUGAACGUUAUUUCCAGA